UUACGUCGUCUUCCUUCCCCUCUCCGGAGCCAGCAGCAGCAGCAACAGCAGCAGCACAGGAGCUGCCGUGCCUCGUCUUUCACGGAGGAGAUCCCGAAAGCCGGAGUAAUAGCAAAACCCCAUACAGCCAUGGCAGAAAACGCCGGCUUGGAAAACCACCGCAUCAAGAGCUUUAAAAAUAAAGGACGUGAUGUUGAGACUAUGAGAAGACAUCGAAAUGAGGUGACGGUUGAGUUGAGAAAGAACAAACGGGAUGAACAUCUACUGAAGAAGAGAAAUGUCCCGCAGGAGGAGAGUCUGGAGGACUCUGAUGUCGACUCAGACUUUAAAGGACAAAACGUUACGCUUGAUGCCAUCUUACAGAACGCUACCAGUGAUAAUGCAGUUGUCCAGCUCAGUGCUGUACAGGCAGCCAGAAAACUGCUCUCGAGUGACAGAAACCCUCCUAUCGACGACUUGAUAAAGUCUGGGAUCCUGCCCAUUUUAGUGAAAUGCCUGGAAAGGGACGACAACCCGUCUCUUCAGUUUGAGGCAGCUUGGGCUCUGACCAACAUUGCCUCUGGGACGUCAGCACAGACUCAGGCUGUGGUUAAAUCCAAUGCAGUGCCCCUGUUCCUGCGACUGCUGCACUCUCCCCACCAGAACGUAUGUGAACAGGCAGUAUGGGCUUUAGGAAACAUUAUAGGUGAUGGUCCACAGUGCAGGGAUUAUGUCAUCUCCCUGGGCGUGGUCAAGCCCCUGCUCUCUUUUAUCAACCCAUCAAUCCCCAUCACCUUCCUCCGCAAUGUCACCUGGGUCAUUGUUAACCUCUGCCGCAACAAGGAUCCCCCGCCACCUAUGGAAACUGUGCAAGAGAUUUUGCCCGCCCUCUGUGUGCUAAUAUAUCACACCGAUAUAAAUAUCCUAGUAGACACAGUGUGGGCUCUGUCCUAUCUGACGGACGGGGGCAAUGAGCAGAUCCAAAUGGUCAUUGAUUCUGGAGUCGUUCCAUUUCUUGUGCCUCUCCUCAGCCAUCAGGAGGUCAAAGUUCAGACAGCAGCUCUGAGGGCGGUGGGUAACAUUGUGACAGGAACAGACGAGCAGACGCAGGUUGUGCUCAACUGUGACGUCCUCUCGCACUUCCCCAACCUGCUCACACACCCUAAAGAAAAGAUCAACAAGGAAGCAGUCUGGUUCCUGUCCAACAUUACAGCUGGGAACCAGCAGCAGGUCCAAGCUGUGAUCGAUGCUGGGCUGAUUCCUAUGAUCAUUCACCAGCUGGCUAAGGGUGACUUUGGUACACAGAAGGAGGCAGCGUGGGCCAUCAGCAACCUCACCAUCAGUGGGAGAAAAGACCAGGUGGAGUUUCUGGUGGAGCAGAAUGUCAUCCCCCCGUUUUGUAACCUGCUGUCGGUAAAGGACUCACAGGUGGUGCAGGUGGUCCUGGACGGCCUGAAGAACAUCCUCAUCAUGGCAGGGGACGAAGCCAGCACUAUUGCUGAGAUCAUAGAGGAGUGUGGAGGUUUGGAGAAGAUAGAAAAUUUGCAGCAGCAUGAGAAUGAAGAUAUCUACAAACUAGCCUUUGAGAUCAUUGAUCAGUACUUUUCAGGAGAUGAUAUUGAUGAAGAUCCAAGCUUGAUCCCUGACACCACUCAAGGAGGGACCUUCAACUUUGAUCCAGCUUCCAACAUGCAAACAAAGGAGUUUAAUUUCUAAAAGCCAGGAUGUUUGGUUCAACCAGCUGCACAGGUACUCUGUAAUCACUCCAGACAUUCAUCCAUCUCUCCUCAAACCUGGCAACCUGGUACCGAAGGAUUUACUUCCCAUCACUUCAACAAGGAAACUCACCACUGAAGGAUUUACCCACCCCACCUCUGCACUACGGGGUUAUUUAUUUAUUUUUUUUUUUUUUGGUUAAUGGUCAUCCUUCACCAAACAUGGCAACCCACCAUAGGAGUCCUGGUCUUACAACAGGCACUAUUAGCAUCUGGCAGCCUGCAUCAGGAGGGUUGUCAGUUUUCUCUGCCAGUGCUUUGAAAUAUCACACAAAAACCACAAUAAAACCAGAAGGAAGAAAAAGCCUUCGUGGCAAGAUUUAAUUGCCAAAUAUCUUCACUAAGACAAAAACACAAGCACAUUUCAAACACACAUAUAUACACUUUUUGACACUUAGGAUUUGAGUGCAUACUUCUGUUAGAAGCCAUUGUAUCACUUAUGGGGAAGAAAUACUGCUGUUUGUUUGUGGUUUAUUUUUGUGCUUUCCCUCCCCUGGAUUGUCCUCUGGUGUUACUUCACCUACGUGCACGCACACUGACAUACAAGUACACACGUCACCACACUUUAUUCACACAGAUUCCCGAUAGCCGGGCACCCCAAUAACCCUCUCUCACCCAGUUUAAAGAGUUAAUCCCAGAGCUAAGCCAUGAUCAACCACGGACCACCACCGCCCUCCCAGGGGGGAUGAAAGGGCUCCAAGGCAUAAAGAGGACUCCGUGGCACACUGACUGACGGGACUUCUUACUCAAUGACGUCACUUUUUUUUUUAAUGUGACCUCCGUUUAAUUAUCAACAUUUGUUUAAAAAAAAAAAAAAAAAAAAAAAAAAAAUCAUCAAAAAUGUGAAGAAAAUGCCAUUAUCUUUUUAAAUAUUUUUUUGCUUUUUUCAAUACAUAAAACUGUAAACCCUGCUAACUGCCUGCUUGUGAUUCAGCAGAGCGGAUGUCAAUACCUGUCACGGGAGGAAGCACAUUUAGGCGAAGGCGCAGAGACUUAAGAGAAGAGGAACAUGUCUGCUGUAGCGUUU
This is a messenger RNA of Perca flavescens (yellow perch), 2781 nucleotides long. It is a transcript of the gene kpna3, whose product is annotated as karyopherin alpha 3 (importin alpha 4). The record is from RefSeq and is a predicted model, not a curated record. Bases 130 to 1695 code for a protein of 521 amino acids. The transcript is spliced from 17 exons. Gene Ontology annotation, biological process: protein import into nucleus. Gene Ontology annotation, cellular component: cytoplasm. Lineage: Eukaryota; Metazoa; Chordata; Actinopteri; Perciformes; Percidae. Gene Ontology annotation, molecular function: protein binding; nuclear import signal receptor activity.